AAGCCGUCAUCAUCAUCGUAACAGAUAUAAAAUACGCAACCGCUAUAUCAGCGGUUUCGAAUAUUACGGGAGAUCGCGAGUCGCAUCGGGCCAGUAGCAAACUCAUCGACAAGGCCGACGGAUCAUAAUUUUUUAAAUUUAAUAAACCCGUCAAGCUCGCGGCAUAAAACACUAAAUUUUAUCAGUGAUUUAAAUUUUUUAAAUAAAUAAGUCAAGAUGGUAUGUUCUAUUGAUGAUGAUCUUGCCGAUGAAUUGCCAGCAGAACAAAUUGCUGUUUUACGCAAAGCUUUCGACAGUUUUGAUAGAGACAAGAGCGGAAGUAUCCCCACAGAUAUGGUAGCGGAUAUUUUACGAUUGAUGGGACAGCCGUUCAAUAAAAAAAUCCUUGACGAAUUGAUCGAUGAAGUUGAUGCUGACAAGUCCGGAAGAUUGGAAUUCGAUGAAUUCGUAACACUGGCAGCUAAAUUUAUUGUUGAAGAAGAUGCCGAGGCUUUAGAAAAAGAACUUCGUGAAGCUUUUCGAUUGUAUGAUAAAGAAGGUAAUGGAUACAUACCAACAACUUGUUUACGUGAAAUAUUACGGGAAUUAGAUGAUCAAUUAACUGACGAAGAGCUUGAUAUUAUGAUUGAAGAAAUUGAUUCUGAUGGAUCUGGUACCGUUGACUUUGAUGAAUUCAUGGAAAUGAUGACUGGAGAAUAAACCCGGCAUUGAAAGACGCAGAUAAUUAAAAUCUUUUUUUUUUUUUUUUCAACAAAACAAAUAAAAUAAUUAAUAACUUAUUAAUUGUUUUGGCAUUAAAAAAACUUUCAUACGUAUUUAUUUUUAUUACAACUAUUAAAAGUAUUUAAAGAUAUUGUUAAAAAAAAUAAAAUAAUAAAAAUAUUUAUUAAAAUAAAAAGA
This is a messenger RNA of Microplitis demolitor, 900 nucleotides long. RefSeq names its product troponin C, isoallergen Bla g 6.0301 (gene TpnCI). Gene Ontology annotation, molecular function: calcium ion binding; enzyme regulator activity. The record is from RefSeq and is a predicted model, not a curated record. Bases 217 to 699 code for a protein of 160 amino acids. Lineage: Eukaryota; Metazoa; Arthropoda; Insecta; Hymenoptera; Braconidae. The transcript has 6 exons.